Colletotrichum truncatum is the source of this 600-nucleotide messenger RNA. RefSeq lists its product as uncharacterized. Lineage: Eukaryota; Fungi; Ascomycota; Sordariomycetes; Glomerellales; Glomerellaceae. The record is from RefSeq and is a predicted model, not a curated record.
AUGCCUACAAGCUUUUCGGACCGAAAAGGCGGCUGUGCCACGGGCUUCGCGUUUCUCGCGGUUCUUGCCGGCGUGUCGCUGGGCAUCACCAUCCGCCUCUACAUCGACCGUAACAAGGAGCGGCCAGAAGAGCUUGCACAAUGUAUCGUGAUGGGGAUCUUUGUUCCAACCUUCAUAGUGGUUUCGGCGUACCUCAACGUCGUGGAGCUGACGACACCAGAGUGGCACGUUCGUCUGGUGUUAGCAACAAACUCUCUAUUCGCCAUUGCCACUGGCGCCUUUGCCAUCCUCGACGGCGUAUUUCAGAUACUUGGUACCAGCCCACCUAGAACGACCUUGGACACCGUCUCACUCGUUCUCAACGCUGCACAAGCCGUACUUUCCGCCGUAAUGGUCGGCCCAACAAUGAAGCUUGUCAAGAUUUUGAAGGAACACCAGGCCAGGUUAAAUUCUGCUCAUGACAUUGAGGAAGGACUUGGAGCCCCGACAAAUGGAAGGUCAGGCCGGGUUCCGCUGGUGACGGUCUCCUCGGGGCCAUCUCAAGCCAAAUCGGCUGGCCGGGAGUCGAAGGAGAUGCCGUCAUCAGAGCAUAGGCCAUAG